ACCCUCUGCAACACUUCUUAUUACCCCUUCACAAUUUCUAACAAGCAAAGUAAAGAAUUCCCCACUGCAAAAACCACAUAUAUAUACACAUACAUCCCCACCUUCAUAUUCCCUCCCUCUCUCUCUCUCUCUCUAGAUCUCUCUUUCUCUCUCUAAACAUAUAUAUGGGACCUUGGCUUAGAACAGCUUUCAUGGUACAAUGUGUUCUGGGAAUCAUUCUUUCUUUAUCAGGGUUUGGAUUUGUUGUGGAAGUUGAAUCACUCGGGAUAAAUUAUGGCCAAGUAGGCAACAAUUUGCCACCACCGGAUAAAGUUCUUGAGCUUCUGAAAUCACUAAGAAUCACAAAAACACGAAUCUACGACACGAAUCCGGAUAUCUUAAACGCAUUCGCAGGUUCUGGGGUUGAACUGAUCGUGACUGUGGAGAACGAUAUGCUUGCGACAUUGAUGGACCCACAACAAGCUUUGCAAUGGGUGACAACACGUAUCAAACCAUAUUUUCCGGCAACAAGAAUAACAGGAAUAGCUGUCGGAAAUGAAGUGUUCACCGGAGAAGACAUGACACUGCUGGAGAAUCUUGUCCCAGCCAUGGUUAGUCUUCAACGUGCGUUAGCUCAGUUAGGAAUGCAACAGUAUAUUCAAGUCUCUACACCUUCGUCAUUAGCAGUUCUCGCGAAUUCUUACCCACCAUCCGCCGGAACAUUUACGCCGGAGCUCAUAACCAUAAUGACGCAACUUUUACAGUUUCUUUCAAACACAAAAGCACCAUUUUGGAUCAAUGCGUACCCUUACUUCGCAUACAAAGAUAGCCCAACUCAAAUCUCUUUAGACUACGCACUUUUUAACCCCAAUUCAGGCAUGAUCGAUCCUCAUACAAGUAAGCAUUAUGACAACAUGUUAUACGCUCAAGUUGACGCGGUUAUAUUCGCGAUGGCUAGAUUAGGGUUUGGAGGGAUUGAAGUUCGGGUUUCUGAAACGGGUUGGCCAUCGAGAGGUGACCCGAAUGAAAUUGGUGCAACACCUCAAAAUGCAGCGAUUUACAAUCGGAAUUUGUUGAGAAGACAAUUGGGUGGUGAAGGGACACCAUUGAGACCUAAAAUGAGGCUUGAAAUUUACUUGUUUGCUUUGUUUAAUGAAGAUAUGAAACCCGGCCCGACAUCUGAAAGAAACUACGGGUUGUAUCAACCCGAUGGAACCAUGGCUUAUAAUGUCGGGUUGUCGGCUUUAUCGACGGGUAUGAACCCUCCAACGUCCACAUCCACGUCGACAUCAACGUCUUCAUCUUCUAUCUCGCUUACUUCCAUGGCUACCAAGGUGGAAAGAAUGGAUCAUCAUCGAGGCCUUUUGUGCUGGAUUUCUUUCUGUUUGGUAGCCAUGGCCACCACAAUGCCACCAUUUUAAUUAAGAAAGUUCAAAACACCCCCCUGUGUACAUACACGAUACACCAUUAAUCGCUCUUGGCCUUUUGAGCUUCAAGAUCAUCCAAGCCGUUGAUUUGUGCCAAAAGCAUCUGUUCCCAAUUCGAAUAUUGAUCUGACGGUUUCAAUUCAUUUUCGUACAAAGUAAUUGUUUUUUUCUCGUGAGCGAGAAAAAUUAAUUAGUUGGUAGUUGAGAAAUUGUUACCAUAUUCUUUAGUCAAAAGGAACAUUAGUAUGAUUAAUAUGUUGUAUUUAUUUAUUUUAGUUUAUUAAUUCCUAAUUAUAUCUCUAAUCAAUGAAAAGAGUAUUAGAAAGAUAUUGAGAUGGUUAUUGUGAUUGGUUAACAAGAAAAGCCUAUGCUUUUGGACGUGGAAUCCAUGACUAUUUGUAUAUAAAAUAAUAAGCAAAAGUCGGUGACGGAAAGACUUUUGUGAGGUCUCGUCUUAUCCGUCUUGCAAAUGAUGUAAUCCAAAAGUAAUCGUUUUAUCUUUUUUAUGGGAAUUUUUAAAACAUUAUGUCA
Messenger RNA from Lactuca sativa (garden lettuce), 1937 nucleotides. RefSeq names its product glucan endo-1,3-beta-glucosidase 14. Gene Ontology annotation, biological process: carbohydrate metabolic process. NCBI's taxonomy places the organism in Eukaryota, Viridiplantae, Streptophyta, Magnoliopsida, Asterales, Asteraceae. Gene Ontology annotation, molecular function: hydrolase activity, hydrolyzing O-glycosyl compounds. The record is from RefSeq and is a predicted model, not a curated record.